Messenger RNA from Aphanomyces astaci, 1895 nucleotides. RefSeq lists its product as hypothetical. Bases 36 to 1691 code for a protein of 551 amino acids. The transcript has 4 exons. The record is from RefSeq and is a predicted model, not a curated record. NCBI's taxonomy places the organism in Eukaryota, Oomycota, Saprolegniomycetes, Saprolegniales, Verrucalvaceae. Gene Ontology annotation, biological process: cilium-dependent cell motility; axonemal dynein complex assembly; regulation of cilium movement. Gene Ontology annotation, cellular component: axonemal dynein complex; axoneme.
CCAGUUACCAUUAACACCUCGACGGCCUUUGAACGAUGCCAUCCAGCGGCGGGGGCAAGGUGUACUAUGUCACGCGCAAGGUGCGCGGUGGUGCGCAGCUGGGCAAGGCGGUGAAGGGGUCGAGCAAGGACAAGAAGGGCAAGAAGGACGGCAAGGGCAUGACGGACGAGGAGCGGCGGCUCGCGGAUUCGAUCAACCGGCUCGAGAUGAGCGACUACUUGAAGAAACUGGCCGUGACCAAGAAGGCGCAGCUCAAGGAGUUUAUGGAGAAGGAGCAAAAGAUCUCCAAGAUGAACAAACUCAAGAUUCAGAACCACUGGCGCAAGAUCAUGCGCCUCGUCAAGGUCGAAGCUCUGCGAAAAGACGUCGAGAUCAAGUCCCAGAACCACGAGCGCGACGUGGACCGCAAGGACGCGAUCAUCCAAAUGCUGGACCGCGACCUGGAAGAGGCCGAGGAGCAGUUCCAGAUGGCGCUGCGGUCGCAUCUGUUGAACGUCGAUCAUCUGAUCGACCUCCAGGACGGCCGCCUCUUGGGGCUCGAAGACGAGUUUGAAAAGGAUCUGCACGCGUUGGAGCGUGAGUUUAGCGUCGAGCGCGACAAAAUUCACAAGCAACACACGGUGGAGAAGAACGAGCUGCUCAGCAUCAUGAGGGCGGUGGAGACUCAAGAAAAGGAGCGCGAGGCUGAGGCGAGGCAAGAGCAUGAACAGCUGCGCGAAGAAAUCCGCAACAAAAACCUCGAAGACAUCAACGUGUUGCGUAUCACGCUGGACAGCAACAUUGAAGAGUUGGAGCAACAUUUCGAAACGGCACAUCUCAAUUACUUGCAAAACACGGACCAGCGCACGCAGGAUUUCAAGUACUUGACCGCAAAGGACCAAGAGCUGAGCAAGGACAUUGAGAUCAAGAUCCGCAAGAUCGAGCGGCUGCAGGCCAACUUGACGCAGUGGCGGACCAAGAUUGCACAAAACGUGCGCGAGUGCACGGACCGCAACAAGGCGCUGGAGGAGGAGAAGAGCCAGAUCGGCGGCCACUUUCAGUCGCUCAAGGCCAAGAUGAACCGCAUGCGCGACGAGCACAAGAAGCGCCUCACAACCCUAAGCCACAACGCCCGGGAAACCAACCUUAAGCUGACGGCGUCACAGGAGCUCGCCGAACGCAUCCUCAAGCUGGGCGAACUCGCGCGAAAGCUCGAGACCGAGCGCGAGCAGGUGCUGCCGUUCUACCACUCGACCAUCGAAGACGCCCAGCAGGCCGCGGACGACGUGAACGCGCUCAAGCAAGGCAUCGCCGUGGCGACGAGUGGCAGUGGCGCCGUGGACAACCACUUGAAGCUUGGCUUGAUCCAGCCGCACGGGAGUUUUGCCACGGGCGAGGCCGUGUCCGAGUGGGAGUACUUGGAUUUGUUCUGGAAGCGCUACAACAAGGCGCUGUUGGACGCGAUGGCAAUUCAAAACGAAAAGGCGCGCGUCGAAGUCGAGAACCGAGAGCUCCAGGCCGUGCUCAAGCAGUACCUGGACGGCAUCUCCGUGAACGAGCAAGUCAUGAGCAGCAUCAACCCCCUCCUCGUCGUGAACGGACGGCUCACGCUCAACCAGAGCAACACGCCCGCCACGACAGAGCUCACCCACACGAUUGUCGAUGCCAACCACAUGGUGUCCACCAACCGAGUAUCGGGGCGUCAUGCGUAGCAGCAUCUUCUCUUGUAUAUGCGUUCAUAUGUAGCGAGCUAGUAGAGUACGUAGCCUCGCCUACUAUGCGAAUCGAUCGAGAACAGCUCGUGUUUGCAAGGGUAGUUCAUAAAUCAUAGAAUAGCCCACCUUGUGAGUCUCCUUCCGUAGCUUAUCCAGCACACGUCCACGGCGAGUUCUGCAUGUCAAGUUGUCGGCAACAAG